AAGACCACGUUCUGCCUCUACAACUACCGCCAUGGCUCCGAAAGUGCAGAAGAAGGGCAAGACCGCUGCAAAGGGAGGCAGCAAGAAGAAGAAGACCACCCUCAAGUUCACUAUUGACUGCACCCUCCCUGUUGAGGAUGGCAUCAUGGAUGCUGGAAGCUAUGAGCGUUACCUCCAUGAACGCAUCAAGAUCCAAGGCAAGACCAACAAUCUUGAUGGCAAUGUGAGCAUUGAAAGGAACAAGUCUAAGGUCACUAUCAACUCCGAAGUGCCAUUCAGCAAGAGGUAUCUGAAGUACCUGACCAAGAAGUACUUGAAGAAGAACAACCUCCGUGAUUGGCUCCGAGUGGUCGCCAACCAGAAGGACAGCUACGAACUCCGCUACUUCCAGAUCAAUAACGAGGAGGAAGAAGACGAGGGAGAUGAUAAUUAAUCUAAUCAGCAGAAGGUUGAUCUAAUUGACAAUGUCCUGACUACCAUUCUGUGUACAUAAGUGCGACGGCCUUGUAUCCACCUUGGCUUGUAAAUUAUUUUGUACAGGGACAAAUAAAUGAUCGGAAGAGAAA
Messenger RNA from Lineus longissimus, 566 nucleotides. RefSeq names its product large ribosomal subunit protein eL22-like. NCBI's taxonomy places the organism in Eukaryota, Metazoa, Nemertea, Pilidiophora, Heteronemertea, Lineidae. The transcript is spliced from 4 exons. Gene Ontology annotation, molecular function: structural constituent of ribosome; RNA binding. The record is from RefSeq and is a predicted model, not a curated record. Gene Ontology annotation, cellular component: ribosome. The coding region runs from base 32 to 433 and encodes 133 amino acids. Gene Ontology annotation, biological process: cytoplasmic translation.